This is a messenger RNA of Ilex paraguariensis (yerba mate), 1703 nucleotides long. The record is from the annotation of a GenBank genome assembly. NCBI's taxonomy places the organism in Eukaryota, Viridiplantae, Streptophyta, Magnoliopsida, Aquifoliales, Aquifoliaceae.
AAAAACCACCAUGGCACCCCAGUCUCUCACUGUCCAGUUCAAGAUCCAGGCUUCGAUUUUGCCAGAAAAGUUUCAAAUUUUCUCGGAAAAUCCCAAAACUUUCCAUCACUUUCCAUUCUUCAUUUCGUGCUUUGACCAUUCAGCUCCCCACUUGAACAUCAAGCGCACGGUACCACCCUUCAUUCUGCAGAAUCACAUUCAAAAUCCAAACUUUCGUCCUCCCAGAAACAUCCUAAAAUUUUCCGGGAAAUUUCCCAAAAAUUUUCUUCACUUUCCCCCCCUAGUUUUCCAUGGCAAUUGCCUGGAAAAGAAACCAACCAACAAAACUCCUCAAUCCCAAAGCCCUAAUUUUAUUCCUCUCGGCCUCUUUUAUCCUCCUCACCUUCCUCCACCUCUCCUCCCAAACCCAAGACCCUAAUCCUGAAGCUCGCAAAACCCUCAAAGAAAUAAUUUCUGACCGUUUGAUCAAACCCUUUGAUUGCUAUAAUUCACCUCAAGCCCACCCAGUAAUUGCCAGCAUUGUUGAAGGCCUCAAAUACCCAUUUCUUUAUUCUCUUUCCGAUUUCGGAAAUUUACCCGAAAAGCCCCACAAGAAUAUUGUUAGGGUCUUGAAGGGAAAACCCUUUAGAAAACCUGAUAUUUCUGUGACUGUUCAGGAGGUGUUGGAGAAGAUGAAGGGUGAUGGUAAAAUGGGAAUUUUUGUGGAUGUUGGGGCUAAUGUUGGAAUGGCAACAUUUGCCGCCGCGGUUAUGGGGUUUAGGGUUUUGGCAUUUGAGCCGGUUUUUGAGAAUUUGCAAAGAAUUUGUGAUGGAGUGUACUUAAAUAAGGUGGGGGAUUUGGUGGAGGUGUUUGAGGCUGUUGCGUCUGAUCGGAUAGGGAACAUUACGUUUCACAAGUUGGUUGGCCGGCUCGACAAUAGUGCAGUGUCAGCCAGUGGUGCAAAGAUGGCAUUUAAGUUCAAUGAAGAAAUUGCACUUCAAGUAAGGUCCAUUCCCCUUGAUGAAGUGAUCCCGGAGUCUGAAUCUGUGCUUUUGCUCAAAAUAGAUGUUCAGGGCUGGGAGUAUCAUGUAUUGAAGGGAGCCUCAAAGUUACUGUCAAGAAAGAAAGGUGACGCCCCGUACCUAAUCUAUGAGGAAGAUGAGCGGUUGUUACAAGCCAGCAAUAGCAGUGCAAAAGAGAUCAGGGAUUUCCUCCACACUAUGGGUUACCAUCAUUGCACACAGCAUGGUACCGAUGCACACUGCAUCAAGCAGGAUUGACAAGGUUAUUUUCCAAAUGACUUGGACAGAGCCUUGCUGCAUUAUUGCAGUUCAUUUUUUUCGUAUUGAAGCUGUGAGAUGGAUUUAGCUGAUUAGUGACAAAAAGUUCUUUCUGGUGUGUUAUGAUUGGAGUAGUUGGAGGUCCUAGAGAUACCACUAUGCCAAGAGUUUCUGCUAGCUUCUCACUUGCCCUGUGACACUGACUGAUGAGGAUUCGCUAUGCUUCCAAAUGGGAAUACAGGUUUACAAGAUAGCGUGAUGACCCUGCAAUGGAAAUAGUAGCUGUGUUGCUUGUUAGCAGUUUUCACUUGGGUUUUUCCUGGUUGUGAAUUUGUUGGCUUCAACAGUAAGAGACCUUACUUAUUCAUUGAUCCUCCUGAUGCUUGAAGAUAUUGAUUUUGAAUUUUCAGAAAUGAUACAAUUUUUUUUUAGUAGAAGAUCCCA